Messenger RNA from Vicia villosa (hairy vetch), 2266 nucleotides. RefSeq names its product amino acid permease 2-like. The coding region runs from base 768 to 2189 and encodes 473 amino acids. Lineage: Eukaryota; Viridiplantae; Streptophyta; Magnoliopsida; Fabales; Fabaceae. Gene Ontology annotation, cellular component: plasma membrane. The record is from RefSeq and is a predicted model, not a curated record. The transcript is spliced from 7 exons.
AAACUUGCACGCAACUAGUUUCUACUAUCUUCAUUUUCUUUUUAUUCAUUCAAACACAUUUUUGUUAGUAUAAUAUCAUUUUCAUUUGUUUCACUUGGAUUCAACAUGAAUCAGUGUUUUGAAAUCUUCGUAUUCGGUCUUGUGACCGAUUAAUUCAAGAGGACCAAUCCUACCGUCUAUUAGUGGGAUCCAUUUAAAACCAGAACAAAACUUUGUAUGGAUUGUCCAAUACAAAAAUUGUUAGCACCUAGUAGGAUUGAAAUUCAAAACCUUAAGAGGAACACACUCUUUAGACCCAAGCCUCCACCAACAGAUAAUUUUUUUUUUAAUAUUACUUUCAGGGGCGGUUCCAAGGCCCAGUGAGUACCUGGGUUCAACCUCUAUUUUCUUUUGUACUCUCCCAAUUUAAUACCCGAUUUUUAAAUAAAAUCAGGGAUAAAAUUAGUAAAAAUAAAAUAUAAAAAUUAAAACAAAUAAUCAAUAGUGUAAAAUUUUUGCCCAACUUGAAAUUCUUGGCUCCGCGAUUAUUUCAACAUUUUUUUAUUUUAAUAAAAUCAAUGACAAAUAUUUUUAAUUUGUUUUAACUAUAUCCCAUCACAACAAAUAUUGUGAUGAAUCAGAAUAUCACACCGCACAUGACAUAGUUGUAAAAACCUCUGUGUUUCUUUGUUGCUCUGUUCUCAGAUCUGGGAGAGUGAAAAUGCAGUCCAAUUGACAGCACAAACAAAACGACAUUAAGAAAAACAAACACUCUCUAGAGUUUCACAAUGGAGGAGAAAGAAGCAUACUCUAUAGAAGCUGCUGUUCCUACACACAAGGACUCCAAAUUGUUCGACGAUGACGACCGUCUUAAACGAACAGGAACGGUUUGGACAACAAGUUCGCAUAUAAUAACAGCAGUUGUAGGAUCAGGAGUGUUGUCGUUAGCAUGGGCCAUAGCUCAAUUGGGUUGGGUAAUUGGUCCUUCAGUUAUGAUUUUCUUCAGUCUCAUCACUUGGUAUACUUCAUCACUCCUAGCCGAAUGUUAUCGAAUAGGAGAUCCUCAUUACGGAAAAAGAAACUAUACUUUCAUGGAAGCAGUUCACACAAUUCUCGGUGGUUUCAAUGACACCCUUUGUGGGAUAGUUCAGUACACCAAUCUUUAUGGAACUGCAAUAGGAUACACUAUUGCUGCUUCCAUUAGUAUGAUGGCAAUAAAAAGGUCUGACUGUUUCCAUUCCUCAGGAGGAAAAGACCCAUGUCACAUUUCAAGCAAUCCAUACAUGAUCAGUUUUGGAGUAAUCCAAAUUUUCUUUUCUCAAAUUCCAGAUUUUCAUAAAAUGUGGUGGCUCUCAAUUCUUGCAGCAAUCAUGUCUUUCACCUAUUCCUUAAUUGGCCUUGGUCUUGCAAUUGCCAAAGUUGCAGAAAAUGGUUCCUUCAAAGGCAGUCUCACAGGAGUAAGCAUUGGAACGGUGACAGAAGCCCAAAAAGUAUGGGGAGUUUUCCAAGCUCUUGGCAACAUAGCUUUCGCGUAUUCGUAUUCUCAAAUUCUCAUCGAAAUUCAGGAUACCAUAAAAAGUCCACCUUCUGAGGUAAAAACAAUGAAGCAAGCCACAAAGAUAAGUAUAGGCGUGACGACGUUAUUCUACAUGCUUUGCGGCGGCAUGGGCUAUGCUGCAUUUGGAGACACAUCACCAGGAAACUUACUCACCGGAUUUGGUUUCUAUAAUCCAUAUUGGCUCAUUAAUAUUGCUAAUGCCGCUAUCGUAAUUCAUCUCGUGGGAGCAUACCAAGUUUACGCGCAACCCUUAUUUGCUUUCAUCGAGAAAAUAAUGAUAAAAAGAUGGCCUAAAAUAAACAAGGAAUACAUACUUACAAUUCCGGGUUUUCGUCCUUACAAUCUAAACCUAUUUCGAUUAAUUUGGAGGACUAUAUUUGUGAUCACGACAACAGUUAUAUCAAUGUUGAUUCCUUUCUUCAAUGAUGUUUUGGGAUUACUUGGAGCAGUUGGAUUUUGGCCUUUAACAGUUUAUUUUCCAGUGGAGAUGUAUAUCACACAGAAGAAGAUUCCAAAAUGGAGUUAUAAAUGGAUUUGUAUGCAAACUUUAAGUGUUAUAUGUUUUGUAGUAUCAGUUGUGGCUAUUGUUGGAUCAGUGGCAAGUAUUGUGCUUGAUCUAAAGAAAUACAAACCAUUCACAACUGAUUAUUGAAAAUAACUCAACUUUUACUGUCUUCUUAAGGGUGUAAAAAGCAACUUUGGGUAGUGAUUUAUGUGUUUUUUGUAUCA